AUGGCCAGCACACUGCAGUUCCUGGUUUGUCUGGUGGCGACCAUUUAUCUCCUGUGGGUCACUGCAACACAACACCAUGCAGGGCAGCCAACAGACAGUGCAAGUGUGAGAGAUGGCCUGCAGGAGCCAGAGGACCCGGAAGUGAUGUUUGAGCUGCUGUGGUCUGGGCUGGAGCUGGAUGUCAUGGGGCAGCUGCGCCUCCAGGAUGAAGAGUUAGCGUCCACACGUCCAGGCCGCCGACUCAGGCUCCUUCUGCGGGACCAUGUGCCCAGUGACUUAGAAAGUGCUGGGCAGCAUCUGCAGCGGCUCCAGGACCUGCACAAUGGGCCUCCUCUUAGCCCUAGAGACUUUGAACAUCUGCUCCUCACCACCCUGUCCUGCAUCUACCGGGUCCAUGCAGCUAAUGAAACUGAAGAGAGUGGUCGCUGGGUCCAGGUCUUCACCUACCUGGCACAGGAAACACUCUGGGACCUGUGCAAGGGCUUCUGCAAGGGCCAGUUCCCUUCAGUGUGGCCUUGAAUUUCCAUCCUUGU
This is a messenger RNA of Dipodomys ordii (Ord's kangaroo rat), 533 nucleotides long. RefSeq names its product family with sequence similarity 180, member B (gene Fam180b). The transcript is spliced from 3 exons. NCBI's taxonomy places the organism in Eukaryota, Metazoa, Chordata, Mammalia, Rodentia, Heteromyidae. The coding region runs from base 1 to 519 and encodes 172 amino acids. The record is from RefSeq and is a predicted model, not a curated record.